Acromyrmex echinatior (Panamanian leafcutter ant) is the source of this 1274-nucleotide messenger RNA. RefSeq names its product 4-vinylanisole receptor-like. Gene Ontology annotation, molecular function: odorant binding; olfactory receptor activity. Gene Ontology annotation, cellular component: plasma membrane. Gene Ontology annotation, biological process: sensory perception of smell; detection of chemical stimulus involved in sensory perception of smell. The record is from RefSeq and is a predicted model, not a curated record. NCBI's taxonomy places the organism in Eukaryota, Metazoa, Arthropoda, Insecta, Hymenoptera, Formicidae.
AUGGAUAUUCUACCAGUAAACUUUAAAGCUCUGCGUUUUUGUGGCGCAUGGAAAGAACGGGAGGACAAUAAUAUGUGCGUUGGUUUUUUGCGCCUUUGUUACAGGUAUACGAUUUUUCUCUUAAUAUAUGAAUUUACGAUACUCGAUGUGAUAGAGAUAAUUCGCACACGCGACCACAUUCAAGAAUUGACCGAAGGACUCUUCAUGGGGUUGACUUUCUUAACACUGUGUGUUAAGUACGCGAAUUUUUUAUUACGAGGGAACGAGCUGUCGGAUUUAUUGAAUUGCCUACGCGUAAAAAGAUGCCAACCAAGAAAUUCCAUAGAAAAGCUAAUAAUAGAAGAGCACAGCCGCAGAGCUAAGUGGAGUACUAUGUCGUUCUUGAUGAUAUCGUACGUGACCGGAUUAGGCUUCAUUAUCACGCCAGCUUUAGGUAUAUUCAAGGGAGGCGAGCGCGUGCUGCCUUUGAAGACAUACAUUCCAUACUCUGUGUCAAAUCUACUUCCAUAUUUAGCUACGUAUCUGCAGCAAUUUUUGGCGGUAUUCUACGCAGUAAUGCUUAACGUUAACUUCGACUGUCUCGUUUAUGGUUUUACGAUUCAAGCCUGCGCACAAAUCGAUCUGAUGUGCUUCCGCUUGACAGACAGUUUAAAGAAUAUUGGCGAUAUUUCUUCCGGACGAAAGCCGGAAACAAAUGCCUCGAUCGAGGAAUGUGUCAAACAUCAUUUGCUCGUGAGCAAUCUGGUAAAGAAAAUACGAGAAUUGUUUAUAUGGACAGUAAUGAUAUUCUUCUUCUUCAGUCUGCUCAUUGUAUGCACCAGUAUCUUCCUAAUAUCAAAGAAGAAACUACUCAGCUUUGAGUUUCUUUCAAUGUUCCUGUAUCUGAGCGGUAUGCUGCUUCAACUGUUUUAUUAUUGUUGGUACGGAAAUGAGCUUGAGUUGAAGAGUAAAGGUAUUGCGACUAUUGUUUAUUCCUGCAACUGGACCAUGGCGACACCGCAAGAACGCAGAUCACUGAUGCUAAUUAUGAUAAGCAGUCAAAAAGGAAUAAUAUUUUCCUAUCACGGAGUAUUUGCAUUAUCUCUUAAUACUUUUGCUUGGAUUUGCAGGACUUCUUAUUCAGCGUACAAUCUCUUGCAAGGAGCAUCAAAUUAAUCAACUGUUGGAUUAUAUAGAAUAAAAAAACUAUUUAUUUUGCUGUGCAGUUCUUAUUGUUACGGUGUUAAAACAUACGGCGUAAUAUUUUUUUAAAGAAUUUAAGAUUUCAAAGAUUA